AUGUUUUCCUUCUUCUUUGGCUUCUCGCAAAUCGGCGCCGACUCCAUUCCCGCAGGCAUCAUCCCCAAACGACAGGUGGUGGGCACAGGAGUGACCUCUUCAACCAGCGAAGCACCGACCGCCAGCGAAGAAUCAUCCACCACAAUGUCCGCCACGUCCGCAGAUCCCCCCACCACCACGCCCACAGCAUCCUCUGAGCAGGAGUCGACGACAGCGGCGCCGACGACACCGACAUCCUCCGCCGACCCCACCCCUACAACCUCCGAUGAGGUGACCACUCCCACCUCCGAAGCGUCGACAUCCGAGCGAACAUCCACCUCCGCAACAGCCACGAGUGUGGAAAUCACCACCACCAAUAGUGCAGGAUCCACCGUGACUUCGAGAUCCCGAGUAACCAGCGCUACCUCGUCAGAUACAUCGUCGGCUGUCGUGGUGGUGGGAUCCGAGACGAUCAACCGCUCCACCCUCAAAUCAGCGACGGUGGUCAGGUCCACCUUGUUUCGUUCAUCCACCGUCCAAUCCACCUUCACAUCCUUCUCCACCGCCGCGGAUGGCUCCGUUGCAAGCUCUGUCAUCACCUCCCAAACAGUACAGUCCGAGGCCACGGGAGUUGCAACCUCCACAAUCACUCCUUCACUUCAAAACAACAGCGGCGGAAGCGGCGGUCUUUCCUCUUCAAGCAAGAGCAUCAUCGGUGGAGUUGUUGGUGGAGUAGGUGGAGCCAUUCUGAUUGGUGUCAUUGCAUUACUCGCAUGGCGCUUCUACGGCAAGAAGAAGCGUCAGCAAGACGCCCAUAACAGCUGGGUGGGAAGCACGCCGGUGGACACGGCGCCCAAGGAGGAAGAAGGAACGGGUGCAGAACGCUACCACAACCCGAACGGUGGCGUGAAUACUGCCAGCAACUUUUGA
Molecule: messenger RNA, 909 nt
Organism: Ramularia collo-cygni
Lineage: Eukaryota; Fungi; Ascomycota; Dothideomycetes; Mycosphaerellales; Mycosphaerellaceae
Exons: 1
Coding region: 1-909 (302 amino acids)
Source: RefSeq, a predicted model, not a curated record